AUGGUCAACCUCCUGUACGCGGUGCUGCACUCCCUCCUGAGCUGCCUCAUCCCCCCAGCCAACCUGCUGGUCAUUGUGGCCGUCUACCAGCUGAUGAGGAAGCAGCCGGGCACCAGCUAUGUCUACAUCCUCAACCUGGCCACUGCCGACCUGCUGGUGGGUGUGAUGUGCAUUGCCGAGGCACUGGACGACAUCCUCGAUGGGGAUUUUGACCGCAGCAAAUCCUUCUGCCUCCUGCGCAUCGCCAUGAGCAUGACACCUUGCAUUGGCUCCAUCCUGACCUUGCUCCUGAUCUCCCUGGACAGGUACCUGGCGGUGACGCUGCCACUCUCCUACCCCACCCUCCUGAAGAAAAUGCCCAUGGUCCUCUCCCUUGUUGUGCUCUGGAUGCUCUCCUCCUUUUUCGGGCACUUGCCUCUCAUCUUGCCCUCCCUCCAGCGAGGCAACUACACAGGUUACUGCGGGCUCCUUUACGCAGCCAAGAGCGAGUACCUCUACACAAUCUGCUUCGGCAUCUUUGCUCCGUCCCUGCUGGUGCUGGUGUGCCUGCAUGUCUGGGUGGGCAGCAUCGCCUACGUGCAGCACCGGCGGCUCCGGCAUGCCUGCGCCCAGGCGGGGGCCCCCCGUGCCCGCCUGCGCCACUUCAAGGCGCUGCGGACUGUGCUCAUCGUCCUUGUUGGCUUCAGCCUCUCCUGGGGCCCCUACCUGAGAGAGCCGCUGCAUCUCGUGCCCGCAGCAGGCUGA
Molecule: messenger RNA, 744 nt
Organism: Charadrius vociferus (killdeer)
Lineage: Eukaryota; Metazoa; Chordata; Aves; Charadriiformes; Charadriidae
Product: glucose-dependent insulinotropic receptor-like
Exons: 2
Coding region: 1-744 (247 amino acids)
Biological process (GO): G protein-coupled receptor signaling pathway
Cellular component (GO): membrane
Molecular function (GO): G protein-coupled receptor activity
Source: RefSeq, a predicted model, not a curated record